This is a messenger RNA of Fonsecaea nubica, 2337 nucleotides long. RefSeq lists its product as hypothetical. The record is from RefSeq and is a predicted model, not a curated record. Gene Ontology annotation, molecular function: arginyl-tRNA--protein transferase activity. Lineage: Eukaryota; Fungi; Ascomycota; Eurotiomycetes; Chaetothyriales; Herpotrichiellaceae. Bases 1 to 2337 code for a protein of 778 amino acids. Gene Ontology annotation, biological process: protein arginylation. Gene Ontology annotation, cellular component: cytoplasm. The transcript has 9 exons.
AUGCGAGUCGAUCACUAUCAAUACCUGAUGGACAGGGGCUGGAGGAGAUCAGGAUCGCUCUAUUACAAACCGGAUCUCCUGCGGUCAUGUUGUCCCCACUACACGAUACGUCUGAAGGCAUCAGAAUUCCGACCCGCGAAAGACCAACGACAAGUGAUGAAUCGAUGGAACAACUACGUUCUCGGCCCAGAGUACAAACGAAAAGCUGCUAUGCUGUGUCCACAAUCGCGAGAGCAAGUUGAAGCACAUGGUUGUAAGAAUGCAGCUAACAUGCACAGGGAAAAGCGCCGUUUGAGAGACAAAUUUGACCUGUCGACCGCGGUCCACAAAGCGGAAUACGACAAUGUUAAGCGUCCAGUGGGCAAAAAGACUGGUGUGUCCAUUGAACCUGCUCAUAGAUUCGAGGUCAAUCUCGAAGGCGAUAGCUUCACAAAGGAGAAAUACGAGAUCUUCUUGAAAUAUCAGUUGCGGAUACAUAAGGACCCUGCAUCCCGGUGGAAAGAGUCUGACUUCAAGCGAUUCUUAUGCACUGGUCUUGACCGGAAGAUUCUCAAGAUCGGCGGCAAGACACUCAAACUGGGGUCGUACCACCAGUGCUAUCGCCUCGAUGGAAAACUGGUGGCUGUGGCAGUUCUCGACCUUCUACCCCAUGCCGUCAGCUCAGUCUAUCUCUUCUAUGAUCCUGAGUACGAGGCCUGGGAUCUGGGAAAGAUGAGUGCUCUGCGAGAGAUAUCGCUGGCCAAAGAAGCCGGUUACGAGUACUAUUACAUGGGCUAUUAUAUCCACUCAUGCACAAAGAUGCGCUACAAAGCCGCUUUCUCUCCGACCUACAUUCUCGACCCAGAGAGCUAUGAAUGGAAUCUCUUCGAUGAUAAAUAUCGCCAGGAGCUCGACAAGAGGAAAUACGUCUCUCCGUCCCAUGAUCGGAAACGUGGAGUGGAUGCUGCCGAGGGCACCAUUCAACAAGCAGGUGCCAGAGGGACUUCGGAUAGCGUCCCUGCUCCUAAAACCACGAAAGAAAGAGGACGAAUGUUUGACGACGAACAAGAUCUAGAGUUCGACGAACCCCCAAGCGACGAAGAAGAUGCGGAAAUACCCGAAGGAUCCUUGUUUGAUUACGAGAUACCCGGUGUGCUGACGAAAGAUGAAGUGAAACGUCUUGAUCUCGACCACUGGCGCCUCGUCGUAGGCAAUACUCUGAUCGAGUUAGAGGAUCUCCGGGACUGGGAAGAUGGGAAAAUUGACGACCCGGAUACUAUGAAAGGCAUGGCGGCAGAACUUGCUGCAGUUACGGGGCCGAAACUCCUCCAGAACAGUGCGCUGGCACGACGCCUUCAACCUGCGGAACUGACAUCGGUGGAAUUCGACAUGAUGAAAAUUCUAUUUGCGUCUCUAAGCCUCCUGGCCUUGGGUGCUCUUGCCUCGGGUCUCAAUCACAAUUCCGGCACAGUACUUGAUACACAGCCAUACCAUCGCAUGCCGAUUCCAACGACAGUCCUGAUACGUCCUUCCACAACCACCACAGUCAACCACUUGAUCUCCCCCUCGUUUCCCGUCGUCACCGACCUCGCCACGGGUAGCUGGCCAGCUUCCAGCGCUGCGAGUGCGCACAGAGCGCCGAGGGUCUUUGUUGGCCUCGCACAUUUGAUGAAUAUCGGUUCGGGCUAUCCUGUGAGCGACACAUCUGCCAGCGACGGCGUGUUUGGUGAUGUGUGCUUUGAAGAAGAGAACCUGUCUCCCGAGGCAUCUGUCCCUGGCGCAGAGAUCGAGAAAGGAGGCGGAGGCGGUCAAGGUGGUGGUCACGAAACAGAAGGAGGAAAUGUUGGAAGGGGAUCCGCAGGAGCGGGGGUUCAAGGCGCUGGGGGCAGAGGUGCAACAGGGGGAGUGAGUAAAGCUGCCGCGGUGCCUCUGCCCUUGAAGUUCUUGGGGUUUCCUUUCGUUGUUGCGCGACACGCCGGGGCAGCCAUUCACCCAACCAUCAAUAUGACCUCGGACGCAAUUGGCAAGCUUAAGCUCAUGGGAGCUAAUGAGGCUAUGAUCAUGGUCCAGAACAAAACAAGCAGUGUCGCCAGCAUGCCUCGACCUGGGAGGGUCUUUGGCCUGGGUUUUGCUUUGAUCCAUCGAGUCAGAGCAGCUACGCUUCCGAUCAAGACCACAAUCACACAUCCAUCGGCCGUGGCCAAAUUCAUUGGGGGUAACGCCUAUUACCUCGAGAAAGUGAACCACACGAGCAACGCAGCGGACAGGGCUCAAUUGCCACGGGUAGUGAGUGUUCCAUUGGCCCUGGUAAGACACAUAAAAAACACGGUGCUGGGCACUCACAAUGUCGACCAGUGA